Messenger RNA from Staurois parvus, 564 nucleotides. Lineage: Eukaryota; Metazoa; Chordata; Amphibia; Anura; Ranidae. The record is from the annotation of a GenBank genome assembly.
GGAGUAGAUAUCCGUCACAACAAAGACCGCAAGGUGCGGCGAAAAGAGCCCAAAAGUCAGGAUAUCUAUCUGCGACUUCUGGUUAAGUUAUACCGUUUCUUGGCCCGUCGUACAAAUGCCAGCUUCAACAAAGUGGUUUUGAGACGUCUGUUCAUGAGCCGCACCAACAGGCCACCACUGUCUCUGUCCCGUUUGAUUCGCAAGAUGAAGCUACCUGGACGUGAAGGCAAAACGGCUGUGGUGGUUGGAUGCAUCACAGAUGAUAUCAGGAUUCAAGAUAUCCCCAAACUCAAGGUGUGUGCACUUAAAGUGUCUUCUGGAGCACGCAGGAGAAUUCUUACAUCUGGUGGACAACUUUUGACAUUUGACCAGUUGGCUCUCGCUGCCCCUAAAGGCCAGAACACUGUUUUGCUUUCAGGUCCUCGCAAGGCACGUGAGGUGUACAGACACUUUGGAAAGGCACCUGGUACUCCACACAGUCACACCAAACCCUACGUUCGUUCUAAGGGUAGAAAGUUUGAGCGCGCUAGAGGACGUAGAGCAAGCAGAGGAUACAAGAACUAA